This is a messenger RNA of Microstroma glucosiphilum, 4940 nucleotides long. RefSeq lists its product as hypothetical. The coding region runs from base 127 to 4752 and encodes 1541 amino acids. Gene Ontology annotation, biological process: L-phenylalanine biosynthetic process. Lineage: Eukaryota; Fungi; Basidiomycota; Exobasidiomycetes; Microstromatales; Microstromataceae. The record is from RefSeq and is a predicted model, not a curated record. Gene Ontology annotation, molecular function: prephenate dehydratase activity. The transcript has 2 exons. Gene Ontology annotation, cellular component: cytoplasm.
CCUUCUUCCACCCCCUGGUCCGCGCCGCUGCUUUGCCCUCACCUUCUUCACCCUCACCCACCUCGCCAUACCCGCCUUCAUCGAGAGAAGGGGACAGCGACGACGAUAGCGGCCACGGCGACGACGAUGAGUGACCAGCAUAGGCCGUCCCCGACACCCUCUGCCUUCUCGUCCACACUACCACCAUCCUUCCGAGCCAGACUCCGUAUACGGCCCCACGCCCCACUCCCUACCGAACCUUUCUUGCUCCCCAUCAACAUCCCAUCGGCAGCCUCUUUUCCCUCUCUUGGCAACACAGACACGAGUCAGGAUGAUCUCAGUUUCCUAGCAGGCAGGAUUGUCAGCCAUGUCCCUCAAGCGCGCUCUGAGCUGCCUCAGCCAACCGAUCUCGCCCUAUACCUCGACGGCUUCAGGCUGACCGGAUGGGACACCAAGCUCAGCGAUCUCAUCAGAGAUGGAGAUGUCAUCGAUGUCCACCACGUCACUCGCCUGCCUUCCUCUCGCCACGAUGUAGGUCGAAGCUCCAGCCACAAGAAACGAAAACGAAGAAGAGAGUACUCGGACUCCUACGAAUUAGAUGACACCUGUUCUUCGCAAUCAUCUGCGUCAUCCUCGCGACAUCGCACAACCCGCACGAAGAGCAAGAGGACCCGCCGCGAACGAAUUGCUGAUCAGAGAGAGGGGAGGCAGGCUUCGCGAGCCAUGCCUCCAACCUCACGUCUAGGCAAAUCGGCAUUAAAAGCGCCGGACGACGACGAUGACGACCUCCAAGCAGAAGCAGAUCGGAUCGCUCUACUUAUCAAGAGUGAAAUCGGCGGCGCCACACCCGUGUCAGAUGCUGGCGGCAGGCCUAGCAACCGAACUAAGUCAUCUCCACAUCAUCGGGCUAUCGAACAAGAGGAAGAAGGCAUCGAUGAACUUCCAAAACCACCGCCUGGGCUACUCUCAACUAUUCCGCUGCCAUCACGAUCUUCAAUACCGCCAGUCUCGAAGGCUCUGCCACCCGCCAUGCCCCUCCCUCCAUCUGGCGUAGGGGGAGCGGCAGCUGCCAUGGCUGCCUUCGAGGCCCGCAAACGAGAGACGCAAUCGGCACACAGAGAUUCAACGACUACAAGGGCUUCCUCUGCUCUCUCUACAAUGCAGCCUACUCCCCGCACAGCUUCAAACGGUCACACUAAGUCAGACUCCAACGUUGUGCACGAAUCAGACUCCGAAGCUGAGGACGCCUCUUCCUCCUCGAGCGCUUCUGCGAGUGCUUCCUCUAGUAGCUCGUCAUUGUCGUCAGAGUCCGACAACGAGGUCGUGUCCCGGUUUGUGGAUGGAAAGGCUGACAAGGGACUGGUCACAGCAUCAGCUCAAAGCAGUGGGCUCUCCUCACCUUCUUCUUCUUCUUCGUCAGAAAGUUCCUCCGCGUCUGACGCAAGAUCCUCCGGAAGUAACACAAAGCUCACGCCGGCUUCUGCAUCCUCUUCCUUGUCAGACCCUAGCUCCCUCGAUAAAGGAUCGGGCUCUGACGCCAAUGAUUCAGCUUCGUCACUGGCCCCAGGUGAUCAGCCGAAUAGUCUCAAUGCCCAAGCUCUCUCUGCCCUUAACGCAGCCACAAAUGCAGCAGCAUCUUCUAGCUGGGUGGUUCCAGGGCAAGGUUCCAAGCGCACGAGGCGAGGAAACGCCAAGAAGAGGACAAAAAGCAGGGAGAAAAUGCGAGCAAGCCAGGAACGGAUGUUCAACGAGGCUCAAGAGAGGGCAAAGCAAAGAGAAGCAGGGCAGGCUAUGACGAACGGCGCUGCUACCUCUGUCAUCGGGGAGGCAACGCAAGAGCCCACACUCAACGCUUCUACCCAAGACAAAACUCAGAAGUCAGAUGACGCUCCCGUUGCCGGCCCCUCAGGUGCAAAGAAGGCGCAUGAGACAACUUCCACAGCUGAAAGGGCUCAAAGUCCGUUUGCAACAAUUCUGACCUACAGCAAUGACGAUGACGAUCCAUCAGAGGGAGCCGACGCUGGUUCGGUUUUCGGAUGGUCGCUUGAUGUCACUCCCACAACCCCAAUGAUACCCUAUCGAGACCCCAAGGCUGCCUUACAGCCCCCGACUCUUCUGAAGAACAAUGCUGCCAUCAAGCUGGAUCUGGCCAAGAAGGAAAGGGAGAUGCUGGAGCUCAAGAAGAAGAUUCGCAAGGCAGAGGAGCAGAGGAAAACCCUACCUCCCGGUGGCGGAAUGUUCGAAUUGGACUUUGCUGUUGAGUCAGACAAGCAUACGACCGAAGCAAAGACGAACGAGGUACCCACAGCCAACACACAAGCCCUACCUACUUCUUCUGUGGUACCGUUCACCUUUGCACGGCCGGCUCCGGUGCAUGUGGGUCAAGCGCUCGCCAGUCAGGUGGAUAAGAGCAAGAAUAUCACAGCUCCGCCCAUCGCGGUAAGAACAGAUGGACCUCCACCGACCAAGAAAGCCAGAAAGGCCCUGCGUCCCCUUCUACAGCAACCACCUCAUCCGUCCACCUUGCCGCCUUCUGAGAUACCUCCGAACAUCAAGUUGACGAGCGUCGACUGCGAAGCCUGGUAUAAUGGCGAAGAAGUCCACGAGUACCUCUUUGUCCCCGGAGGCCAAGAAGAGAAGGGUCGAGCGUCCGUCAGUGAGGAGCUCGAGGAGGGCGAGGUGCUCGACACGGAAGAUGAGGGUACGAAAGCCUAUCUUCUCAUGAGACGCGCGGUUCGCGAGGAUCUUCGUAAGGAGAAGGAGCUUGAGGCAAAACAGGCAGCAUUUGGGGACGUGAUCGAGACUCAAGCUAGCCUCGCGUUGCAUCCGCAUCUGCCACUGACAUUCAGCAGCUUGAAGGAUGUCAGGCCAUCAAGAGAGGUCUCCCAAGCGCCACAAGCGUCCACUGAAGCGAAGCCCACGGCCACGAAGCCUGCUUCCACAGUGACCGUCGGCGCCGUGACCCCUACCAAUGGCCAAAUCUCACCGGUCAUGUUCGACGCGCUACCGACGGAGUUUGGAACGAACAGGACUCGAGCCAAGCAGCUAGCGGGCAAGACUGGCAGAUCACCAAAGAUUCCACCGUCAGAGGUCAAGAGCACUGCCACUGCUAGUGCCACUUCCGCCACCAACCCAGCCGCAGAGGUGGAGCUGGCUUAUCUCGGACCACCGGGGACCUACUCGCAUCAGGUCGCUCUGAAUCUUGACAUACCAGCCCUGCUCGAGUCUCAGCCUGGAAAGAGGGUGGUGCUCAAAGGCAAAGGUCCCGAGGUCGUCGAUCUCCAUCCUUGCUCUACCAUCACACAGACACUCGAGAGGGCGUUGCAAGCCAAAGAGGGUGUGUCCGCGCAGAAGCCGUAUCGACUGGCCCUUCUCCCCUUUGCAAAUUCCACUUUCGGUCCAGUGAAGGAAACGGCCUCUCUGCUGGCAGAGUACAAGGACAAGAUGAACGUGCUAGCAGCUACGGAACUCAAAGUGCAACACUCUCUUCUUGUGAGUGAGGCUACUUACAAAGCGCUCGAAAGUGCAGGGGACAUCUCCUCGGGAAAGGUCAAGCAGAGUGCUUUCGCUAAGAUCCAGCGAGUGUAUAGUCACGAGCAGGCCAUCGGGCAAUGCGACAUGUUCCUCAAGAAGAACCUCCCACUCACAUCCACCAACGGCGGUAGGACGCCAGUGGCCAGUACGGCUCUUGCCGCCUCGCUUGUAGCUUCGAAUGGACGUAUGCAAGCGCAGGGAGACACUUUGACCCUGAAGAUGGAAGCGGCUAUCGCUUCGGAGAUUUGCGCAACGAAAGGGGUGAUUCCUGGAUUGAGGCUGUUGAAAGUGGGGAUCCAGGACAAGGAUGAUAAUACCACCAAAUUCAUCAUCGUCGAGGCCGCUACGGUGCCGACGCUGCCCAAGUCGUCCACCAGUGCCAGUGCCAGUGCCAGUGCCGAUGGAGGGGACAAGCAGUCUCUCGCUCCUACAGCGGGAGCAACAGCUAGCACUCCUGCGCCUGCUGCGCCCGCGCCCGUAUCAAUCGCUCAAUCCACAUCGGCAUCCUUGCCCGCACGACCGUCCGUCCCACCUCCACCUUCGAAGAAGGCAAAAGCAGUCCACCCAGACUUUUUCCCCGGGACUUCCUCCCUCCCUGACCUCAAGCAACAGGGCACUGCCAAUGGUGAAUCAUCUGCAACAAGCACAAUCGCAGGACCGACAGCAGGCGCAUCCGCUACAAGCGCUCUCCCUCCUCUUGCUCCUCCUCCCUCUCUCAGCAGUAGUGGUGGAGGACUCGACUAUGGUGACCCGGAGGAAGAUGGAGAGUACUAUCCUCCUGCUGGGUCUGGGGCUUCUGCUGUUGCUACUUCUGGUGGUACUGCUGCGGGAUCAGGAACGGCGAGGAGGAUCUCGGCGCGUUCCACGAGGAACAUCUAUGCUACCAAGCCUGGGCUGCCGGCUGGAUCUGCAACUACGCCACCGUCGAUGAAGCCGGCUGUGUCUGCCAAGACGUUGACUGGGCAGGAUGUUAGCGGGCCGGAGAUUGCUGCAGCCACUGCUGCCGCCACCGCUGCCAACGGUAGAGCUCUUCCUUCUGCAUCUGCUGCAGCUCCAGCUCCAGUACCGGCAGCCGCGCCCGCGCCCCUGUCAAUCUCCAGCUCGACGAGCCUGAGCGUCGAUGAGACUUUGCGGCUGGCGCGAGAGAGGGCACUUGCUAGCUUGAAGCUCAAGAAGAGCGCCGCAGGGACAAGUGCGGGAGGGAGCGCAGGUGAGCAGAAGAAUCAGCCUUCUUCGUGAGGGGUGUCGCUUGGUGGGUUGGGCGAAUGUUGGGGCUAGUGAUCCAGGGGGUGAGGUGUAAGGCGCAGGCUUGUCUAAGUGACACGACUGAUUGUCACACCGGUGGAAAGUGAGAGCCAUGAGAUGUUACUGCCCGGGAGAAGGAGCAUCGGCAGUUGGAGUGCUGAAUAGUAUACAUUGUUCGAGUU